AUGACUGGGUUUAUGAUCCAUUUUUCUAGUUGAAGUAAAACUAUAUUUCCUAGUGCACUUGAUAGUGUUAUGCCCAUACAGAUGCCAUUGAUUUAAAACAUAACUUUGUAGCAGCCUUAAACAAAGUUAGAAGGUUUGAAGAUGUGGAAAUUUUGCAUUUUGGGUCUUGGAUAAUUAGUUCAGUAGCAAUCAUGAAUCGUUUGCGGCGAAGUCUACGAGAAAGUUUGCGGCGAAAGAAAGAUAAUAUUCCAGAGUGUAGUAAACCACACCAGUGGCAGACGGACGAGGCUGCAGUGAGAGCAAACACGUGCAACUUUUAUGUAAAAUAUUUAGGAUGUGUGGAAGUGUUUGAGUCAAGAGGAAUGCAAGUUUGUGAAGAAGCUCUGAAAGUUCUUAGGAAUUCCCGUAGACGACCUGUCAGAGGAAUUUUAUAUGUAACGGGUGAUGGAUUAAGGGUUGUAGAUGGUGAAACUAAGGGACUUAUUGUUGACCAAACAAUAGAAAAAGUAUCAUUUUGUGCACCUGACAGGAACCACGAGAAAGGAUUUUCAUACAUUUGUAGAGAUGGAACUACACGUCGCUGGAUGUGUCAUGGGUUCCUGACUUUGAAAGAUACUGGAGAACGACUGAGCCAUGCUGUUGGGUGUGCAUUUUCAGUUUGUUUAGAAAAGAAACAAAAGAGAGAUAAGGAUGCAUCUGUUGUGACCAUUGAUACAGAAAAUUCCACUUUCACUCGCAAAGGCUCUUUUCGUCAUACUACUCUGACAGAGAGAAAACAAGAUCCACAGGAAUGUAUAGUCGCAGAACCACCACCAGUUAAGCAAGUACACAAUCCCUAUGCAGUUGAGAGACCUCAUGCUACUCCAUCAAUGCUGGAACGUCAAGGUUCUUUCCGUGUUUUCUCUACCCUUAAUCAGUCAUCACCUUUUAAACGACAGUUAUCUCUGCGUGUUAAUGAACUUCCUUCUACCUUAGAUCGUCAAUACUCCAUGGCACAGCAAACCCUAGGGUGUUCUACCCAUAUGAAUGGCUUUUCUGUUGCUGCAAUACCAGAAUCAUCUCCUUGUGCAGAAACAAAUGAGGCAGUUACUUCUAUGUGUCAGCAGGUUUCCAAGGGACUGUCUUUUCUUGCAGAAAAAGAUGAACCUUACCAAUCCACAGUAGAUGCCCAACAUACCAGUCAACAGGUGUCAGGAAACCCUUGGGAAACAUGUGCCAGAACAGUAGGUUCAUCAUGUGUGAAAACUUGGUUGGUUAAAAGUCCAGUAAAAUGUCAAAGUAGUGUGAUCUCUCAGGUUUUUCCGGUUAACUACACCAAUAACUUGACUAAUUCUACUAAUAUUUUUAAUGACGGAAACCCUGGACCUCCACACACUGAAUUUUCACAACCAGUUGUACCUCCACAUCAUAGUAGUCCAAAUUUUUCACACCUGGAAAGUCAGCUUCUUAGUUCAACUAAAAUCGUUGGAAUUCAAGCUCAGAAUAAUUCAAAAACGUUACAAGAAACAAGUUUAAUUAAAAUUAGCCAAACUCACCCUCAGAAUCUAUGGGCUAAUGGUAGUGCUGUUCAGCUCACUCUCAUGUCGGAGCCAGUUUUCAGGGACCCAUUUGACGCUGAAUGGGCUUCCUCAGGUAAUAGAAAUAGCUUUAGUAAAAAUCCUUUUGCACUAAAUCAAGUAAAAGCAUUUGAAGUACAGAUGUAGUACAUAUUGAGAAUUUCUCUAGCUCCAACCAUGGAAUGAUAUAAUUUCCCUAGCUAUAGACAUGUAUACCAUGAGCUAAUUUUUCCCAGUGUAAUCCAAAUAAAAGCAGUCAACAUAUAUGUUUUGUUGAUUCUAAUAAUUUGCUAAACAUAGUAACCAUACAAACGGAGCUGUAAGAAUGCAUUAUUGAGAUGUAGCUCAAAUAUAAUUUCAACAGAAUGAGCUUUAGAUUUUGUUACAAUAAAAUAAAGUUUUUGCAUUACAGUACAUUUUCUUAUAAUGAUGUAUUUUUAAGAAAAAAUAUGUUUAAAAAUGACCUAAAGUUUCUAUUUUGUAUCAGAUAUAAAAGUUAGUGACAUAUAAAUUAUGUUAUAUAUUUUGUGUUCAGUAUAGACUAAACAUACAAUAUAUUCCUAUAAAUGUACUGUCUUUGUGGAGUGUCCAACAUGCUUAUUUCAUUAAAAGAAAUUCUUGGUUGUAUCAUUAUAUAAGAAAAAGUUAUUUGAGCAUUAAGUCUGUUAUAAUGUGUUCAUUGAUAUGCAUCAUGUUUCUAGUGAGGCCUCCCAGCAGUAUCUGCUGCUGCUAGACUUUAAAAUAAAGGAUGAAUUUAUCAAAUUAUAUGCUGAAAUUGACUGAAAUAUAGGCUAUAUUUAGCAAAAUCUCUUGUAGAAGUGUUGUAGUAUAAUCAAUUAACAUGAAUGUGUAGGAGAUCAGUCCACUGUACUAAACCUAUAUAGGAGAAAUAUUCUUGAUUAUAAUUCCAAAUUUACAGAGUAUAUCUUAACAAAAUGUGGCAGGCUUCUAGUAAACAGUAUAACUCUGUUUAACACAAAAAAUCAGAUGUCUUAAUAGUUUUAGAUAUGUCUGUGAAAUGACGAAGUCAAUCUAACUGACAAGUUAGAGUGCAGGGUGAUGUUCAUGAGAAUAAUAAUGAUAAUAAAAAACAAAUUGUUUGUUGAAUAGUAUGCAAAUAGCAUUUAUCUAACAGCUACAACUUUAUAAAUGCAUAUUUGAAGUUUUUUCAUUAUCUGUGUUUACUUUAUCUAGUAUUUUCUCUACUCGAUUAUGAACUGUUACAAAAUCAGAAAUGAAGGAUAUCAUGAAAAGUUUAACUCUGGUAUGAAAUUUAUAAUAACACGUUUAAUAGCACUCUGUACAAAGUCGGAGUAUGCACAUAGGGUUAAGCUCUGUAGAACCAAAUAUAUAUAUAUAUAUAUAUAUAUAUAUAUGUUUCCAACAUAGUUGUUUUUCACCUUCUACUUAACAAUUGGGCUCCUCUAUGUAAUUUAUCUGAAGCAGCUGCUCAUGGAUUAUUCUGUUGAGCUGAAUAUUAUAUUUGAAAUGAAGAACAAAGAAUUCUACUCUGUCGGAGCAUUAACAAUGGGUUAUGGACUAUUACAGGCUCUUUUGAGCUAUUACAGAUUUUAAAGAUUAACUCUUGAAACCUGUAAUCUUUUAUGCAUUCUGUCACAAUUAUUUACAUGAUUUUUAAUAAUUAUCACAUUACCUUAUCCUCAGUAAAACAUUUUGAUGGCUUCUUUCCACUUGCCAUCUUUGUUUUACAAUUGAUGCAAACAAAUUGUUAGAUUUCGCAAGAAAACAUUGAAAACAUCGGUUUCAAAACAAACUACGAUGCUUCACGGAACUUCCGGCCUAUUUAUAAAAGGUGGAUAAUAACACAGUUUGGAUCAGUUUUCAGCCAAAGAAGCAUAAAUGUUAUUGGAUGCUGUCACUGUCUGAUGGGUAAAUCAGAAUUUUUGGCUGGAUGCUGGCAGCAGCAUCAUGGGUGUAAGGAGUUCCUGAAUGAACAGGUUUUAAAAAUUUGCUGGGAGGCAUGCUGGUAUCAUAAUAAGCAGUUGCUUUUCAAGUAAUUUAAUAUCGUUGCCCACAAAACUCGCAUAUAUUUUUCAAGCAUAUCAAACUUCCUUUGUGAGGUGGUAUACCCCUUUUAACAGUCUUUU
This is a messenger RNA of Limulus polyphemus (Atlantic horseshoe crab), 3664 nucleotides long. Its product is annotated as protein numb-like. The record is from RefSeq and is a predicted model, not a curated record. NCBI's taxonomy places the organism in Eukaryota, Metazoa, Arthropoda, Merostomata, Xiphosura, Limulidae. The coding region runs from base 192 to 1703 and encodes 503 amino acids. The transcript has 9 exons.